This is a messenger RNA of Symbiodinium sp. CCMP2456, 152 nucleotides long. The record is from the annotation of a GenBank genome assembly. NCBI's taxonomy places the organism in Eukaryota, Dinophyceae, Suessiales, Symbiodiniaceae.
GUGAGAAUGGCUGGCCCCCCUCCGCCGGGGACGAGGCAGAAAGCCAGGAGAAGUUUAUUGACGACCUGCAGGACCGGAAGACGGAAAUCUACCGCGGCUAUGUGACGCCAGAGGCUUACCACUCAUUCAGCUUGACCCCGAAGCCGGAAUAA